Molecule: messenger RNA, 934 nt
Organism: Vigna umbellata (rice bean)
Lineage: Eukaryota; Viridiplantae; Streptophyta; Magnoliopsida; Fabales; Fabaceae
Source: RefSeq, a predicted model, not a curated record
UGUUGUCUCUCUAAAAACAAUAUCCUCUUUUUAAGGAGAAGAAAAUAACAUCACACACGCACAGACACUGGUUUUGAGAUCAAAACCAGUGGAGAGCGAUCGAGCUAGUUUGCUAGGAACAACAUAACACACCGUACCACAAUGAAUCAUCGACCUUUCCAAGACAACAUGAUGUUCAUCCCUCAGUUAUACCCCGCCGAUGCACCAUACACUCAAAUAAUUGCUCAACAAGGGGAGAGUAAGAAGCCAAAACGCCGUCGUGGUAAGAAGAACAAAGGAGGAGAGAACGGUGCCUCCGAAGCCAACAGGAAGAGGAAGCUCAGUGCCGAGCAAGUUAAUCUACUUGAGCAGAACUUUGGAAAUGAACAUAAACUUGAGUCUGAGAGGAAAGACAGGCUCGCAUUGGAGCUUGGUCUGGACCCUCGACAAGUUGCAGUGUGGUUUCAAAACAGAAGAGCUCGCUGGAAGAACAAAAAACUAGAAGAAGAGUACUCACACCUUAAAAAAUCCCACGAAGCCAACUUGCUCGAGAAAUGUCGAUUGGAGACCGAGGUAUUGAAGCUGAAAGAUCAACUUUCUGAGGCGGAGAAGGAGAUCCAGAGGCUGUUGGAGAGUGGUGAUAGAGUUCCGAGUAACAGCUCUAGCUCGUCACAGUCACAGUCACAGUCACAAUCACAAUCACAAUCUAUGGAAGCGGUGGACCCAGCAUUCUUCGGGGUGUUCGGAGUUGAUGGGUAUGAUGAUGAUGUGUUUUACGGGCCCGAGACUCACUGCAUGAACGCCUUGGAAUGGAUUAAUCUGUAUAUGUAAACAAAUAGGAGUUUAGAAUUAUGUAGAUAAUGUGAAUGAUCCAAUGUAUAUUGUUCCUAGCUAGGUAGCUAAGUGUGUUUGUUUGACUAUGGUUUGGAAUUGGAAAGUAUCCAUUAACAUAAUA